Molecule: messenger RNA, 1380 nt
Organism: Ectocarpus siliculosus
Lineage: Eukaryota; Phaeophyceae; Ectocarpales; Ectocarpaceae
Source: the annotation of a GenBank genome assembly
ACCGAGCAAGAUAGACUUUUGGACCGAGAUAGCGGGAAGGACGGGUUCGACUGAGCACAGCAGUUUUCGUUUGUGGCUGCACCGAACUUAGCGCCAGCUGUGUCCUUGGAGAAGGGGAGGCUUGGUUCGCUGAUAUCAGCGGGGUUGAGGCGGCCUGAGUGCUACAUACCAGAUCCGAAGACUCAAUAGUUUUAUUUCGCCAUGGCGAGGGGAUGCACCCUUGCCGUCGCGGUGGCGGCGCUCUCCGCCACCGCCUCCCCGGGAAAUGCCUUCCUGGCCCCGCCGGCGCUGCCUUCCUCCUCGGCGUCGUCGUGGUUCGCCCCCUCCCGGGCCGUUGCCGGCGGCGAGUCGCUGCCGCCGCAGCAGCAGCGAUCACCAGCGGGGGCGCUGCAGAUGGUCGCGCAGCCCCCCGUCAAGCCCCAGAAGCUGGACAAGAUCAACCUGCUGAAGCAGAACUCGGAGGCGUUGCGCGAGCCCGUGCGCAGCCAGAUGCAGACGGAGGAGAUAUCAAUCAGCCACGACGCGUACCAGAUCCUCAAGUUCCACGGGAGCUACAUGCAGGACGACCGCAGCCUCAGGAAGAAGGGGAAGGAGAAGGCCUACUCGUUCAUGCUCCGGCUCAAGAUGCCGGCCGGCGUGUGCUCCCCCGAGCUCUACACCCUGCUUGACGACCUCUCCCGAGAGUACGGGCACGGACACCUCAGGCUGACGACUCGACAGACGUUCCAGCUGCACGGUGUCGCCAAGCACAACCUCAAGACGGUCAUCAAGAGCAUCAUGCAGGUCGGGUCGAGCACGGUGGGAGGGUGCGGAGACGUGAACCGCAACAUCAUGUGCACUCCCGCGCCGAUCGUUAACCGCCCGGAAUACGUCUACGCGCGGCAGUACACGAAGAUCUUGGCGGAGCUCCUCCGCCCCCUGUCCUCGGCCUUCACGGAGCUGUGGCUGGACGGCGAGAAGGCGGCCACGGUGGAGUGGCGCGACGACGUGGACGAUGCCCUGAAGGGAGCGGACGUGGACCAGGAGAUGGUGAAGGACAACGGACGCGGGAUCGUGCUCAACCACCCGGUGGAGCCGCUGUACGGCGACAUCUACAUGCCUCGCAAGUUUAAGAUCGGGGUCACCGUGCCGGGAGACAACUCGAUCGACAUGUACACGAACGACAUCGGGCUCGUGGCCAUCGUCGACUCCAACGGAGAGCUCGAGGGAUUCAACGUGGCUGUGGGCGGGGGGAUGGGACGCACUCACGGGAAGGACACUACGUUCGCGCGGGCCGCGGACGACAUGGGCUUCGUCCCGAAGGAGGACAUCCUCGAACACUGCAAGCAUGGCGCGGAUGCAUUCCUAGUAAUAUGGUGUGCGAGCACUCUACCUCGGUGA